This is a messenger RNA of Camellia sinensis, 882 nucleotides long. Lineage: Eukaryota; Viridiplantae; Streptophyta; Magnoliopsida; Ericales; Theaceae. The record is from RefSeq and is a predicted model, not a curated record.
AUGGUUGAGGCUCUUAGGGAGUCAAUGGACAUUCUUAGAGCUGAGCAAGCUGCUAGAACUAUUAAAGGGGAGACUGGAGCGGAUGAAUGGCUUGAGCAAAUCACUAAAUCUUUCGAGAUUUUAGAUAUUUGGGUCGGUGAACUCUGGGUGGUGCUUGCUAGUUAUCAAUUAAAGGGAGAUGCCGACCAAUGGUGGAAAUAUGCCAAGGGUCAAAUUGAACAUACUUGGGAAGAGUUUUCUCAUGCUUUUCAGGAAAAAUACCUUUCUCCCACUACGAGGGAACGUUUGUGGAGAGAGUUUGAGGAGCUUGAACAAUUUGAUUCCACAGUGGCGGAGUUUGAGGCUACUUUUAAGAGCCUAUCUCAUUUUGCACCCGACUUGGUAGCUAUGAAAGUGCGUAGGUGUCUAGAGUUUGAGAAGAGACUGAGGCCAAAAAUCUUGAUGAGUGUGAUGGGCAACAUGAAUUGGGAUUAUGAAAGGUUGGUGGAGUUCGUGGCACAUAUUAAGAUCAUGCUUGAAGGUGAGGAGAAGAGGCGACAGCUUAAGAGACAAGGGUUUACUAAAUCUCGAGGGGGUUCUAUGGUAUCCAAAAAGUCAAAGAGUUCUACGUCCUCUCAUCUACCGUCGUUAUCGGAUGUGUCAGCAAAUUCUCUAUCAGAAAAGAGUAUGGAUAGUACGGGACAAAGUGGGAUCACUUGUUAUCGAUGUAGUAAGCAAGGUCACAAGUCCAAUACAUGUCCACGGAGGGGUAACCAACAACCUCAUCCUUCUAUUCAUCUUAAGAAUCAGACCUUCGGUGGAGGUCAAUCGCCCCGUUUGUUAUCAAUGCUGCCAGUCGGGUCAUAUGAAGAAGUUUUGUCCCUAAAUUCCUGGAACAGCUAA